Molecule: messenger RNA, 876 nt
Organism: Kluyveromyces marxianus DMKU3-1042
Lineage: Eukaryota; Fungi; Ascomycota; Saccharomycetes; Saccharomycetales; Saccharomycetaceae
Product: acyl-CoA-binding domain-containing protein
Exons: 1
Coding region: 1-876 (291 amino acids)
Biological process (GO): fatty acid metabolic process
Molecular function (GO): fatty-acyl-CoA binding
Source: RefSeq, a predicted model, not a curated record
AUGUCAGAUGAUUCGAUAGAUCGUGUAUUCGAGAAAGCAAUUGUUACUAUUCAAACACUUUCCACUCAGAGAAGUUACCAUUCGUUACCAAAACCACCAGCAAAUAUCAGGAUUCAACUCUAUGCCUAUUUCAAACAAGCAACAGAGGGAGAUGUUAAACAUAUAUUGAAUAAACCAGAAGGUAAUCCAACAUCACAAGACUACAAUUUAGCAUUGCGUAAAUGGGAGGCUUGGAAAAGCAAAGAAGGAUUAUCUACAACAGAAGCCAAAACAGCAUACAUUGAGCUAUUGAUACAUACCAUGAAGACCUAUGCAAUGGGGACAAUAGUGGCACGAGAACUUUUAUCAGAACUUGAGUAUAUGUGGUGGCAGGUAUCUCAUUUCAAUACUUUUGAAGGUCCUGAAGGCACAGAUGAAUUCGAAGAUGCAAGUAAUAGCGUACUAAUGCUAACUAAUGAUAGUGUCAGCAAAUCUAAAGACUCAGAUAAUGAAUCAGAGAAGAUACGAAAGGAAGUUUACGAAACGCUUAUAACGCUCCGUCGAUUCUCCAUCCAGGACAGUUCAAAAAAUAAUCCAAUAGAUCGCCCCAGUCAAUCGGACUCUAAUAUCUUUAAAUUAAUAUGGGUUAAAAUAAAAACGCCAGUAAAAUUGAUACUCAUCUACAGCAAGAAAACAGCAGGUUUCGUUGGAAAACAUAUAUUGUCUUAUUCAGUACUAAGUUUUAUCCUUUUACUAAUUUUAAAACACUUGAACGUAUCGGUUGACCUAAGACUGGACAAGAGGAAUCAGUCUAGCGACUCUUCUAGGAUUGAAAGAACAUUACUUUUCAUAAAUCAGUUAUGCAGUAUAAAUAGAAUAUAUCUACAGAUAUGCUGA